This is a messenger RNA of Arvicanthis niloticus (Nile rat), 3323 nucleotides long. Its product is annotated as pleckstrin homology-like domain family B member 2. Gene Ontology annotation, cellular component: basal cortex. Gene Ontology annotation, biological process: regulation of microtubule cytoskeleton organization. NCBI's taxonomy places the organism in Eukaryota, Metazoa, Chordata, Mammalia, Rodentia, Muridae. The record is from RefSeq and is a predicted model, not a curated record.
AGGUAAAGCUUGAUGCUGAAAGGGAAAAGCUAGAGAGGCUUCAGGAGCUGUACUCCGAGCAGAAGACCCAGCUGGACAAUUGUCCUGAGUCCAUGAGGGAGCAGUUACAGCAACAACUCAAGAGGGAUGCCGACCUGCUGGAUGUUGAGAGCAAACACUUUGAAGACUUGGAAUUCCAGCAGCUUGAGCAUGAGAGCCGUCUGGAUGAGGAAAAAGAGAAUUUGACUCAACAGCUCCUGCGGGAAGUGGCAGAAUAUCAGCGGAACAUCGUGGCUAGGAAGGAAAAAAUUUCUGCACUGAAAAAGCAAGCCAGUCACAUCGUUCAGCAGGCACAGAGGGAGCAAGAUCACUUUGUGAAAGAGAAGAACAAUCUAAUCAUGAUGCUCCAAAGAGAAAAAGAGAAUCUUUGUAAUUUGGAAAAGAAGUACUCGAGCCUCACUGGUGGGAAAGGAUUUCCUAUUAACCCCAAUACUCUGAAAGAGGGCUAUAUCAGUGUAAAUGAAAUUAAUGAGUCAUGUGGCAAUUCCACGAAUCUAUCCCCUUCCACUCAGUUCCCUGCUGAUGCUGACGCUGCUGCCACUGAACCUGCCUCUGCUGUGCCGGUGAGCCAGCCCCAGAGUUCAGAGCACUUCAGAAGCCUGGAAGAAAGGAAAAAACAGCACAAAGAAGGCCUCUACCUGAGUGACACUCUGCCUCGAAAGAAAACCACCCCUUCCUUGUCCCCACACUUCAGCAGUGCCACAAUGGGGAGGAGUACCACCCCAAAGGCUCACCUCCCUCUGGGGCAGAGCAAUAGCUGCGGAAGUGUGCUCCCUCACUCGCUGGCAACCAUGACCAAGGACUCUGAGUCUCGGAGGAUGCUCAGAGGUUAUAAUCACCAACAGAUGAGUGAAGGACAAAGACAGAAACCUGAAUUUUACAGCCGCACAGCAUCUGAGUCAAAUGUCUACUUGAAUAGUUUCCAUUACCCAGAUCGCAGCUACAAGGACCAGGCCUACGACACAUUGAGCCUGGACAGCUCUGAUAGCAUGGAGACCAGCAUCUCUGCCUGUUCGCCAGACAAUAUAUCUAGUGCCAGCACAUCCAAUAUAGCCAGAAUAGAAGAAAUGGAGAGACUCUUGAAACAGGCGCACGCGGAGAAGACGCGGCUUCUUGAGUCCAGGGAACGGGAAAUGGAAGCCAGAAAACGAGCUCUGGAAGAAGAAAAACGACGUCGGGAAAUCCUGGAAAAACGGCUGCAAGAAGAAACCAGCCAGAGGCAGAAGUUAAUAGAAAAAGAAGUCAAAAUAAGAGAGAAACAAAGGGCACAGGCUCGUCCUCUGACUCGCUAUCUGCCUGUCCGGAAGGAAGACUUCGAUUUGCGGAGUCACGUGGAGACUGCAGGCCACAAUAUAGACACUUGUUUUCACGUAUCAAUCACAGAGAAGACCUGCCGAGGAUACCUCAUCAAAAUGGGUGGAAAAAUUAAAACGUGGAAAAAACGCUGGUUUGUUUUUGACCGGAAUAAACGAACAUUUUCUUAUUAUGCAGAUAAGCAUGAGGCUAAAUUAAAAGGGGUGAUAUACUUCCAAGCCAUUGAAGAAGUGUAUUAUGAUCACCUCAAGAAUGCUAAUAAGAGUCCUAAUCCACUGCUCACCUUUAGCGUCAAGACCCACGACAGAAUCUAUUACAUGGUGGCCCCUUCCCCGGAGGCCAUGCGGAUCUGGAUGGAUGUCAUAGUGACUGGAGCAGAAGGAUAUACCCACUUCCUGUUGUAGCGAACUUUGGCCUUGGUCCAAUUCAGGGAAGACUGCAAUAGUCUCUUACAAGAAUGAAGCCAUAUCCAGCCUCAGAUGGAAAGGCCUAACAGACCCAUCCCUUUACUGUGUGCACUCAGAACUCUUUUUAUACCGGGGAGCCUUUCAUACAAAAGGAAGCAGGGCUCAUAGUGAUCGAACUGGAGCACCUACGACAAAAAAAAAAAAUACUAUUUUGAUAAAAGCAUCACUUAGAUGCACACUCUUUUUUUAUCAGCUGAUGUUGGUUAAAUGAACUGAACAGUUUACACAAUGUCUGUAAAUAGGUACUUAGAAAUACAAGAUUAUUUUAGCACCCAGCUUAUUGCCCUUGGUGAUCACCUACCCUCUUUGUAGGAAGUAGAAUUUUAUAAAAGUAGACAAAUAAUGACUUAGAAGGCAACAGGUUUUAAACGUUUUGCCUUAGUUUUUAAAUACUGCACCCAAACCAAAGACUUGGCUUGACUCCCGUUUAACAUCAGUGUUGCUCUCUAUAGCAUCUUUAAAAUGGAAUUUUGAUGUUAACUCUGUAAUAUCCACCCCCAACAAGCUAUUGUGCCUAUAUAAUAAACCACUUUCUUUAAAAAAUAAAAACCAAAAAAACUCCGUGUUUUAAGAAAAGGCCAUCUCAGACAACAGACCCCUGCAACAUCAGGCAGUUUGAAUUAAGGAGAAUGUUUAGUGGGGGGAUCGUGUUCUGUUGAAGAUUUGUCCAUUCCUGGUGCUGAGAAUGAAUGCAACCAGCAGCAGGUUUCCUCCAGACUGCUGGAUUCCUCUUGCUUAUGAAGCAAACAUAUUAUCUGCACCCUCGAGUGGCAUCACUAUGAAACUGUCUCUGUUUUGCUGAAAAUCUGAGCAAUUGAAAUAUUUGUCUCAAAAGACAACCAAAAUUCAAAUUAACAUUCUCUAUGCUAUAUCUUUUUUCCACGUACCUUUACAAAUAGCUUUUGUUUUUAGAGCUAAUGUUUGUUGAAUGAAAUGACUUCGGGCAAGUCACCUUUAUAAUCAUUUUUCUCGUGCCAUUUGUGUGUGUGUGCGUUCUAUGCUUGUAAGUAUGAACAAAUUAUUUCCUAAAACAUGCCAAAUGGAUAGAAGUAAAAAACAAUGUUUAGAAAUGUGUCCAUGAAACUGUCAGGCCUGACUGGGUACAAUUUAAAAGAAAAAUAAAACAUACAGUGUAAUUUUAUACCUGUAUACAUGUUACCAAUAAUAGGAUUUUUGCAACUGGAUGAUGCAAGGUUUUACUUGAAUAAUGAGGGACAAAGAUCAUGACUGUAGGAGUUUUGUUUUUUUGUUUUGUUUUGUUUUUUGUUUUUGUUUUUUUGUCUGUGAGUUUUGCAGAGGUUCCCCUUCAAUGUUAAUGAUCUUAAACAUUAAAAUACAAUUGUUAAGAUUUGGUUGCUUGAGGUAAAAAUACAAUUUGUCUGUACUGUACUUUCUUCAUGGGAUUGUAAGGGUGUUCUAAUCAAUGUGCAUGUAAUUAAUCUCUUAGAUAUGUAUGUGUGUUAAAUGUAUGGAGUUUGGAUUAAAGUGCUGACCUGAUUCACA